AGAAAAUGGGAAUAUUCGGGAACAAAAAACAUAAGUUUUCAGGUUUUAAAGGGGACCUAUCGGAGCAACAGGAAGAUAGACUCCAGGAGUUUAAGGAUAUUAUCAGGGAAGAAAAGCUGACUCAAGAUCCAAGAUACGAUGACUAUUAUCUGCUCAGGUUCUUAAGAGCAAGAAAGUUUAAUAUGAAAAAGACUUUGGAAAUGUUUAAAAAGUUCCUUGACUGGAGAAUUGAGAAUAGAGCUGAUGAUGCUAUCUGGAUUGACUGUUGUCCCUCCAUGGAUAAAAUUAAGGAGUUUUAUGAAUUUGGAUACCAUGGAACUGACAAACAGGGAAGGCCGUUAUCCAUUGAUAAGCCAUGUUCAUUUGACAUCGAUGAUGUCCUUGCAAUAGCAACUAAAGAAGAGCUCUAUGCCUUUUAUGUCAAAGAAUAUGAAACCACUGUUCAUAUUAGACUCCCAGCAGCUUCAACAGCUGCUGGAAGAAAGAUUGAACAGACUUUCAACUUGUUCAGUAUCAAAGGUUUCACCAUGAAGAAAUUGAGAGAGAAAUCGAGAAACAUCAUCAAGCUAGCCAUUAGCAUCGGCCAAGAUAAUUACCCAGAAAUCAUGGGAAGGAUGUUAAUUGUAGAUUCACCUCUCUUCUUCAGAGGGGCUUGGGCUCUGAUUAGCCCUUUUAUCGAUGAAAAGACUAGGAAGAAGAUCUCCAUACUGGGGAGCAAGUACCAUAAACAACUGUUUGAGUAUGUUGACCCAGAAAAUGUCCCUGUUGAUAUGGGUGGAGAAUGCACCUGAGAAAAUGAAGGGGGAUGCUACUUCUCCCACAAAGGCCCCUGGAAAGAAUACCCAGCUGAUGAAUUCGGUGAAGCUGGUAAAGAAAAACUGUUAGAAAUGAAACAGAAGGAAGAGUCUAAAAGUCCAAGCUCAUCUCAAAGCUCUCAAUCAGAGAGUGAAGUUGGUGCAGGUAUCCCUUCUUUUGAAAAUAACAGAGAGGUUUCUGUAAAUAUGGUGAAUGUUGAUCUCGAAGCUAACAAAACCAAUAACGAAGAGAGAGAAAGUGUGCCUGAACAUCAACAGCCAAUUGAAAAGAAGAAGAAAAGGAGAGCUUCAAUUUUUUGCUGUAAAAAGAAAAGAUAUGAAAGUGAUGAGGAUUAA
Molecule: messenger RNA, 1151 nt
Organism: Moneuplotes crassus
Lineage: Eukaryota; Ciliophora; Spirotrichea; Euplotida; Euplotidae
Source: the annotation of a GenBank genome assembly